UGGGUCACAUGGGUAAAGAAAAUAACUGUUUACUGUUAGGGGUUAAAAUUACAUCAGCAUACGGUCAAAACUUCUGGUACAGUCAAACAGGUAAGGACUAAAAAACUGGUUAUUCAGAUGUCAUAUCAUAGGGAUGUUGUUUUCAUUUAAUAUAUUGUAGUCUAUUUGAGAAAUGCAGCAUUAUUCUUCUCUUCACUUGGAGCAUGUCAACUGUAGGUGUGGAAGUAGGGUGUCUCAUAAAGUUAUGCUAUGUGUAUUAAAAUGUGGUCUUUGAAAAAUUCAGGGUUCAUAUCAUCCGAGGAAAAUCAUGGACCGAAAUAAAUGGAUGGGUCUGGUUUUGUUUGUGGCACACUUUGCUUCCUUGUCUUGCAUGGGCCUUGAAGUAUGUAAAUGCGAAAACACAAAACGCUAUUCUAAGAAUAACUGUUGUGCCACCAUUGUGAAUAUGACUGGAGAUGAUUGUGAGUUCAUAAAAAUUAUAGUUAUUUUUCCUUUCAAAUAUGUUUUUGACAAGGAUGAACCAAAAAAGAAAUAAAUAUUUUGCAUCAAUAAUUUUUUUCUCUGCUGCAUUUUCCAAAUGUGUCAUUCCUCAACAUUCUCUGCCCAGGCAGGAAUUAUGUCUGUUUUCUCAAGAAAAAUAAAAAUGGAUUGCAGAAGGGUAAGCACAUGCACACAUUUAUUACUGUACUUCCAUUUUGCAUUUGUAUAUUUUCCAACUUGAUUGUGAAAAUAAACGUGUGUUUCCUUAUUUCAUGAUUAGGAAAAUUCCUGAGCAUUAAUGACGCCAAUCAUGAUCCACAUCUAAGAAUUGGAAAGUCCAUCUUCAAAAAACCGACGACUCUGUGUGUCAAAGGCGGCCCCAACCCAAUCCGAAUUAUAUAUAUAUAUAGAGGUGUACAUUUCCAAAAAAACUGGCAGUUAUUUUUCUCCUUUUAACAAAUUAAUGUUUUGUUCACAAUGAGCAGAAUGAAUUAAUCCAUUGUGCAGAAAAAAAUAUUAUUAUUAUUUUGCUAUCCAAAAUCUCAAGGCAGCUGCCCGGAAUGUGCCACCAGAGAGUUGAACUGCACCCAUUUCCCUAAAGGGGACCCAUGCAACGGUACUGUAGAUGAAAACAGGGAAUACUGUAACAGGUUCAAAGGUAUGUAUAGGCCUACCUCAAACUGGUGGGAAGAAACAAAGUAUUAAAGUAAACUUGGAGUUAAGAGUAAGAGUUAGAGUUGGUCUUUGUUGUGCGUGCUAAUUGUGAUGGGUGUAAUCGGUUUCCAUCUGGACCCUAUGUCCAUACUGCUUUGUUGUUGUUGUUGUUGUUGUUGUUGUUUAGGUAUGAGUGGCGGUGCUUACUACUUCUUCAACAUACAAACCAAUGGAUCAAGCAACUGCUAUAUUUGUAAAAAUAGAGGGAUGAGACCUGGACAAGAAAUAUCUGAAAAUCUGUUCACUGACGAGGGACCUGACCCUGCUGAGGCAGCGAAAUUUAUGAAUAAUUUGGACUCGUACCUUCCUAAGAUGAAUGAGUCUUCGGCUCUCGUGUCCAUUGGUGCCACCAAGGGCAUCAUGGUGAAACAAGAUGAGCUUGAAAUCGACGAGAUCGGUGGGGUCUCUGUUGGCUAUGGCUGUGGGGAAAAUAACGAUUUGCUAAUUGCUGAUGAUGAAAAAGAUCUAUCUACCUGUGCAGGAUCUGUUUUGAUCUCAAAAGAAGCAUUUCAAGAUGCAUACAUACGGAACGCCACUGUUCCGUUUGCAGGUAUUUUCAGAUUCAACAAUAUGGAUAAGGAUGAGUUGAACAGCGGUGUCUUGCUCAACCAGGUCAUAGCAAUUGACAUGGGGACUGCCAUAACCAAUCUCAGCGACAGAAUUAAAUUAAAUUUCAGGAGUGGGACAGAGGAAGGGAUACCAUCUUGUCGUUCGUGGAAUGGUGAAGGUAGUCUGCCAAACUGGACAGAGAAUGGAUGUGACACAAUAGUGUCUGGAGACAAUGUUUCAUGCCAGUGCUCCCACCUGACAUUCUUUGCUGUGAUCAUGUCUCCACUCCACAAUACAACCAUCUCGGCAGCUGACCUCAGGUCCCUCAACUACAUCACCUACAUCGGAUGUGGCUUGUCGAUUUUCUUCCUGGGCAUAGCUUUCUUCAUGCAUUUUGUGAUGAGGAGGACCAAGGCCAGCAAGAGCAAAGAGAUCCUGAUCCAGUUGAUGAUUGCCCUGUUCCUGCUCAACCUCUCCUUCCUGACCAAUACGUUGGUUGCAAACCUGCAGAGCACUUGGAGCUGCCAGGCAAUGGCAGCCUUUAUGCACUACUCCAUGUUGGUUACCUUCACAUGGUUUGCUAUGAAUGCCUUUCACCUCUGGCUGAACUUCUACUAUGGCGGUAACAUUUCCAUCCAGCGUUACAUACUCAAAGUGUCUGUCACAGCCUGGGCAAUUCCAAUUGUAUUGGUGGUUACCCUUUUAAUUCUGGGAAAGUAUGGCGAGAUAGCCAUUGCUUCGGAAGGCCAUAAGACUACCAUGUGCUGGAUGACAGAUGAUGAGAUCCAGUACAUCAUCAACAUCACCUACUACGCCGUGGUCUUCCUCUUCACCUUCUCAACCCUCAUUGUCCUCCUGUCCUGGCUCUACCUGACCAAAACGUCUCGAGAAGAGAACGUCAGAAUGGGCGGUAGCAGCGCGGGCAUCUGCAGUGUCUUUGGACUGUGCUCCACUCUGGGCGUCACGUGGGGCUUUGCGUUCUUUGCACACGGUGUCCUGCGGCUGCCCUCCUACUACGUCUUCACCAUUCUCAAUUCUUUCCAAGGCUUUUUCCUUUUUCUUUACUACUACAAAACCAGUGAAAUGGUAUUUGAAGAAGAGAGCUCCAGUAGCAGCAGCCAGAACAUGACCGAUGUUACUGAAUGAUGCAGGCGCAUGCAAAUCUUCCCCUUCGUGCUCAUAAUGCCUUUCUUCCUUCUGUGUUGUAUGAGGCCUUACUCAAAUGACCUGGGUUCUGUUACCACCUGAUUGAAACACUGACACUCGAUUGAAUGGUCAUCAGCCCAAUAAUAAUACCCAUUGAAUCGAGUUAUAACACAAAACGUUAUGUGCCAUUACUCACGUAAUCAACUGCAACGUUGUAAGAGUAACCAAUUUUGAGUUUGAUAUGUUUAAAAUCGGAUUAGUCAAUGAGUUGUGCAAUUUUUCAUGUAUUGCAUUAUUUUUUAAUUAGCUACUUAUAUAUUCUGGUAAUUGUGCAGCAGUUAUGCAAAUAAUUAUGUUCUUGAUAAUAGGGGGUCGUAAAAUUGUAGGAUAAAUAGCAAUUGGUGGGCAAGGUUAUUGAUGGUCAAAAUUAUUUUACCAUCUUUAUAGACGUAGUAGUUUGUUAAUGGCUUAUUAUUUGUUUGUCAAGUAAGAAUUUGUUUGAAUAAACUGUUGAUAAAG
Messenger RNA from Gadus macrocephalus (Pacific cod), 3408 nucleotides. It is a transcript of the gene adgrg11, whose product is annotated as adhesion G protein-coupled receptor G11. The coding region runs from base 1246 to 2889 and encodes 547 amino acids. The record is from RefSeq and is a predicted model, not a curated record. Gene Ontology annotation, biological process: adenylate cyclase-activating G protein-coupled receptor signaling pathway; cell surface receptor signaling pathway. The transcript is spliced from 12 exons. Gene Ontology annotation, molecular function: G protein-coupled receptor activity. Lineage: Eukaryota; Metazoa; Chordata; Actinopteri; Gadiformes; Gadidae. Gene Ontology annotation, cellular component: membrane.